ACUUGUGACGUCAUGCCAUUCCUCGGGAACUUCAAAACUGAAGAGGAAGAAGUUUUGGAUCUGAAGUGAAAUUGCGAUGUUGUCAAUGGAGUUAAGAUACUUCUUUUUAAGUUAAGUUGUUUUAUUAUCGCUUAGAAAUAAUUCUUGGAAGAGUUUAUUAAGUUUAACGACUUUGAAAAGGAACAAGAUAAGCCAGCGAAAUGAACAUACUGUUUGCUUUAGUCGGUUUAGUUGCGUUGUUGGUUUUCUCUGUUGAUUCUUCUCCUUUGAACAGAAUUUCGAAAGAAUCUACCAUCAGAAUCGUAAAACGAGAAGCAGGACUAGACAACAACUCAACUUUGCCGCAAGGAAACUCGUCUGGCCUUUGUAACACAACGGAUUGUAAUAAUUCUACUUCAAACGUCACUUCAAAAUUCAACCUUACAAAUUCUUCGAACGUCACAGCGACGUGGUUGAAUUUAACUCAAGUUUGUAGCGAAAACAAGACAGGAAUAACUCUGCAAUGCAAUGGUACUACUUUAAAUCUGACCAAACACUGCGAGGAUACGAAAAAUGGAAAUAUUUCGUUAUAUUGCGUUAAUGAGACCACGAGUAACAACAACGUUUCAUUAUCUUCGAAUGCAACAUUGUUUAACGCGACGAUAAUGAAGCCUAAUCAAACGCUUUCGAAUGCUAGCAUGAAUGCUACAGCCCCCAACGUAACCUCUGUYAACGAGACGGUAAAUGGGACAGUUGGACUGGCUAAUACGAUUUCCCUAUCUCAAUCUGUUAGUCUUUCAGUGACUGCUACGUUAACUGCCAGCCCAAGCUUGUCAGUAGCAGUCACGUCAAGUUACUCUGGGUCUGCUUCUCCAACCCUAGUAUCGACGUCUUCGAGUAUUCAGCCUUCUAGCACUUCAUCUGUGGCUCCAGUGUCUAGUUGGUCAGUUGCUGCAACAACAGUUGCUGUCGUAGACACUACAACACAGUCAACUACAACACAGUCGACUACAACACAGUCGACUACAACACAGUCGACUACAACACAGCCAACUACCACUGAGGCAACAACAGCCCAGAUAACUAAACCUGAGACAACAACAACACAGCCAAAAACGACUGAAUCAACAACAGCACAACCAACAACACCGAAAGCCACCACACAUGGGGCCGAAACAACUGCCACCAAGACGGAAGAGGCAACUACUUUGAAAAAAGAAACUGAGCAUGUAACACCUGGGUCAACAUCUGGGACAGAUGAAAAAGACAAGUCAACAGCGGCAACCACAAUGAAAAGUCCUUAUAACAAUGCYGAGAUUAUUUCGUUUCAGAAUGUGAAGUUCUUCUAUGUCAACAUUCUCAUUCCUGUUGGUGCUGGAGUAUGUGGAGCACUGUUGAUUGCUUUCAGCGUCCUCUUGUUUARAUGUUGCCGAAGACGAAAACUGAAGAAAGUACGAUACUUUGGAAAGCCAAGAAAAGGACACACCCGAAGCAGCAUGGACCACAUGAAUCUGUUGGCUGUUUCUAGUGACGAGGAAUGAUUAAAAGUAGCUUGGUAUAUGCACCAUGYGUAAACUGAAAACAGUGCAACUCAGAAUUCAUUAGGGGUGUUGCCACAGGAACAGGAUAUUUCGAAGAGCUUAAAAUGGGGCCCAAGCAAUAUGGCACUGGAACUCAUGUUACUAUGCUGACACAAAAUUGGGACCAAAAUACAAGCACUGAUAUUUGAAAUAGGAGUCCAAUGGCAGUCUAUUUCAUGGGAUUGAAAACAAACUGGAAUAGCUCAUCAGAAUUAAUAGCUCAUCAAGUACUAAUGCAGUCAAAACUCGUUACAGCGGACACCCUCGGGACCAUCACUUCAUGUCCGUAAUAGCGAGCAUCCGCAAUAGCGAAAAUUUUUUACUGUCAUUUCUUUGUCAGUAUUUUUGUCAGGGAUUUUUCUCCUGUCUGUAAUAGCAUAGUGUCCGUAAUAUCAGGGUGUCCGCAUGGCGAGAGUUCACUGUAGUAAGGGGUUAAGUGUACCUUUUAUUACUAUAAAGGAUCUAGACUUUAGUAUCAUAACGCAUUGAGUAAAUAAAAAUUUCAUGUUUAUUUUAUUUCGUA
Actinia tenebrosa (Australian red waratah sea anemone) is the source of this 2082-nucleotide messenger RNA. RefSeq lists its product as uncharacterized. Lineage: Eukaryota; Metazoa; Cnidaria; Anthozoa; Actiniaria; Actiniidae. The record is from RefSeq and is a predicted model, not a curated record.